Molecule: messenger RNA, 932 nt
Organism: Eucalyptus grandis
Lineage: Eukaryota; Viridiplantae; Streptophyta; Magnoliopsida; Myrtales; Myrtaceae
Exons: 2
Coding region: 259-891 (210 amino acids)
Source: RefSeq, a predicted model, not a curated record
UCGAGGUCCGCGACGCGGCGUAGAUUGAUCCGCAAGAAUGACCCGGUCGUGCCUUUUGAAAAGUCCCGCCCCCUCUCUCUUGUCACCUAUAAAUGCUCGAGCUUGAACGAUUCUUAUCCUCAAUUCCAAAACCCACAUUCCACAUCCACCAGGACAUUCGAUUCUUCACACCCAAAUCUCCAAGUUUCAAAUUUUCAAUCGCCCGGCUCCGCAUCGUCUUCGAUUCCUUCAGCGAUCGCGGUUUCCCGUUUAGCUCAAAUGGAUCAGCACAGUUCGGUGCUGUGGCCGGAGUCCCUCGGACCCAGGCCGUACGGAAUCGGAUAUGCGCGCGGCGAGCCGAUGCCCAGCGCCGCCGGAGCUCGUCCCUUCCGGAGCUCCGAUCACGCCCCCAACACCUUGGGGAGCGGGAGUCCGUACGGGGAGAACUACAGCUUCGGGGACGCGGAGGACCAGUUCUACUACUACGGACACCGCCCCUGCGACGGGACCCCCCGCGACGGGAGGGAUCAGUCGAUGGACCCGUGGCUGCUGGCGCUGAUGGAGGACCUGAAGGAGCUCUACGUGCGGCGCCAGCACACGUUUCGCAAGCUGUUCCCGAAGCUGCACCACGAGAUCGAUCAGAAGCUGGAGGAUGCUCUGCGGUCGAACAGGACGAGCGAGGUGAGGGCGUUCCAGAGGAGCUUGAGCGUGGGAUCGCCCCGGCUGCCCGGCAGGGACGGAGGUGUAGGGGACGAGCCGGAGUUGAGGCUCAACAGGUUCAAGGUGCGGACGGUUGACUUGGAAGACGACGUUGUUGAGAGCGGCGGUCAACAGGGCGGUCAAGGCGGUAAGGGCGGCACGGCCUCCGGCAGCGGCGGCGGCGGCGGCGGCACAAAGAAUGGAGGCACAUGACGGAGGUGAAGAACGAAAAAGGAAGCAUCAGAAUCGGUGAA